UCUGUCUGCCUGUUUGUCACUGUGAAUUGUGUGUCCUUGCUCUGUGUUGUUGCUGCUGCUGCUUGCAUUUGCAUUUUGUAUUUGCCUUCACAGGAAUGGGACAAUCUGUGACCACCCCGCUGUCUCUUACACUAGAUCAUUGGCCCGAGGUGCGAACCCGAGCCAGUAACUUGUCUCUCCCUGUGAAGAAAUCCCAGUGGCAGACUUUUUGCUCUGCUGAGUGGCCGACCUUUGGAGUUGGCUGGCCGCCCGCUGGAACAUUUUGCCUUGAUAUUAUUAAAAGAGUUAAAAGUUUUGUCUUUCAGCCGGGAGAGCAUGGGCACCCAGAUCAAGAAGCCUACAUCAUAGUCUGGCAGGACUUAAGUGAAAAUCCACCGUCAUGGGUCCAGCCUUUCCUGCCCCCCCGACCUUUAGAGCCGGGCCCGAACUCUCUCUCUCCUCUUUCUGUUCUUCCUGCAAAACUUGGAGGGGAAAAGAAGGAGAAGAAUCCCAGUCAGCCAAGUGCCCCAGUGCUAGAUCAGCUUGACCCACUGACCCCCAAACCGGUACUCUCUGAUACACAGGAUCUGUUACUUUUUGACGCUCCUCCACCUCCUUACCCCCCGCCUCCACAGCAGUUGCAAAGACAGGCAGCACCCGUGCCUGAGGCUGCCCAGGCUGCCCCACUUUCUCCCCCACAGGAGCCAGAUUCCUCCACAGGUCAAAGUGGAGCAGCAGAGAUCACGGAAAGCCCGGGGCCAGCAGGAAGAACCCGCAGCCGAAGACCCCCAAACGUGGAGGAGGAAGCCCCAGUUCCUGAAGUGGCAGUGACCCUGCCCCUCCGCCCAUUUGGCCCGAUGAUAGAUAAUGGAGAAGGGGGGGAAAUGCAAACCUUACAAUACUGGCCUUUUUCUACUGCUGACCUCUAUAACUGGAAAAAUAACAAUCCUUCCUUUUCAGAAAACCCUACCAAGCUUACUAACCUUGUUGAUCCUGUUAUGUUUUCACAUCAGCCCACUUGGGAUGAUUGCCACCAGUUGUUGGGCGCCCUGUUCACCACUGAGGAACGGGAUCGAAUUCUGCUCGAGGCCCGAAAGCAUGUUCCGGGACUGGAUGGUCGGCCCACUCAGUUACCCCACCUCAUCGAUGACCGAUUCCCUUUGCGCCGCCCUAAUUGGGAUCCGAACACUCCUGCAGGUAGGGAGCAUUUGUCCAUCUACCGCCAGACACUAGUGGCAGGUCUCCGGGCAGCCUCAAGAAGGCCCACCAAUUUGGCCAAGGUAAGGGAAGUAGUACAGGGCCCUACUGAAUCUCCCUCUGUGUUUUUAGAGAGGUUGAUGGAGGCUUAUAGGAGAUUCACUCCAUUUGACCCGCAAGCAGAGGAUCAGAAGGCUUCAGUAGCCAUGGCUUUCAUUGGACAGUCAGCCUUGGACAUCCGGCAUAAGCUACAGCGCUUGGAUGGUAUCCAGGACCUGACUUUGCGGGAUUUAGUGAAAGAAGCAGACAAAGUUUUUCAUAAGAGAGAAACAGAGGAGGAAAGAGAACAAAGAAAGGAGGCAGAAAGAGAAAGAAGGGAAGACAAAAGGGACCAGAAAAGAGAUAGGGCACUUACUAAAAUCCUGGCCGCAGUUGUGGACAGAAGGGAAGGCAGAGUAGGAAGAGGCAGGCAGAGAGAGAGUAGGGACCUGGGCCCCUGCUCACGGCCACGGCUCGACCACAACCAAUGCGCAUUCUGCAAGGAAAAAGGACAUUGGGCACGAGAAUGCCCCAAGAAGCCCAAAAGAAAAGAAACCCAGGUCCGUGCCCAUCCGGCUAUAUUAGCACUGGAAGAGGAAGACUAGGGGCGUCGGAGCUCAGACCCCCUCCGUGAGCUCAGGGCAAAGUUCCAAGUGGAGGGGACUAGCAUAGACUUUGAGGUAGACACUGGAGCUGUACACUCUGUACUGCGACGACCCCUCGGAUCCCUAUCUAACAAGCGUUCCUUGGUAAUGGGAGCAAAUGGAAGUCAGUUCCACCCAUGGACAACCAAGCGAACUAUGAACUUGGGCAAAGGGGAAAUACGUCACUCUUUCUUGGUUAUUCCCAAUUGUCCUUCCCCCAUUCUGGGACGGGAUUUGCUCACCAAGUUACGAGCUCAAAUUAGUUUUGAACCCACAGGGCCUGAAGUAGUCUUUCGCAAUCCGGCUGUUGAACCUUACAGUGAAACAGAAGUAGUUACUACUUUAAAAAUUGCCACAGAUGAGGAAUGGAGACAAAUGUAUAACUUAGAACCAGAGCAGCCAGAAACCCCAGUAGAAAAAUGGCUAGAGCGCUAUCCUAAGUCAUGGGCUGAAACAGCAGGCAUUGGACUGGCAAAAUUCCAGCCCCCCGUAGUCAUCACCCUAAAGACCACGGCUACCCCUGUACAAAUCAGGCAGUACCCAAUGAGCAAGGAAGCUAGGGAAGGAGUACGGCCACACAUCAAAAGACUGUUACAGCUGGGGGUUCUGGUUGUCUGCCAGUCACCCUGGAAUACUCCACUACUCCCAGUUAAGAAGCCAGGUACAGGAGACUAUCGCCCUGUGCAGGAUCUUAGGGCUAUAAACAGUCAAGUACAGAAUAUCCACCCUACGGUCCCAAACCCUUAUAACUUGCUCAGCUCCCUGGGCCCUGACAAAACUUGGUAUACUGUCCUAGAUUUAAAGGAUGCUUUCUUCUGCCUUACUUUGCACCCGGAUAGCCAGCCCCUGUUUGCCUUCGAGUGGAAUGAUCCAGAUGCUGGGAUAUCGGGACAGCUUACCUGGACCAGGUUGCCACAAGGAUUUAAAAAUUCUCCUACCAUCUUCGAUGAGGCUUUACAUCAAGACCUAAGCCUGUUCAGGCAGCUGCACCCGCAGGUAACCCUGUUACAAUAUGUCGAUGACCUCCUCCUCGCAGCAACAACAGAGGAGGAGUGUAAAAGGGGAACAGAGGACUUAGUGGCUGAAUUAGGUAGACUGGGAUAUACAGCCUCAGCUAAAAAGGCACAAUUGUGUAAACAAAAAGUGACUUUCUUGGGCUAUACUAUAAAAGAUGAACGCUGGUUAACUGAGGCUAGAAAAAGGACAGUAACUCAGAUACCAGCCCCUGAGACUCGUAAACAACUCAGGGAAUUCUUGGGUACAGCAGGAUUCUGUAGACUGUGGAUCCCAGGAUUUGUCUCCCUGGCAGCACCACUAUAUUCUUUAACAAAAGGAGAUGCUGAAUUUACCUGGACUGAGAUCCAUCAGCAGGCUUUUGAUAACAUAAAGAAGGCCCUUCUGUCAGCCCCAGCAUUGGCCCUACCAAAUAUAGAGAAGCCAUUUACCCUGUAUAUAGAAGAAAAGGGAGGGGUGGCACGAGGAGUGCUAACCCAAGAGUUGGGCCCCUGGAAACGGCCGGUUGCUUACCUAUCGAAGAAAUUGGACUCAGUAGCAAGUGGAUGGCCUAGAUGCCUAAAAGCCAUAGCAGCGGCCGCCAUCCUGGUAAAAGACGCAGAUAAGAUUACCUUGGGGCAGAAAUUAACUGUAAUUUCCCCACAUACCUUGGAAAACAUCAGGAAACCGCCUGAUCGUUGGCUCACCAACGCCCGCAUCACCCACUACCAAAGCAUCCUGCUUGACAAAGACAGAGUGACUUUUGGGCUACCCCAUAGCCUAAACCCUGCUACACUCCUUCUGGAUACCACUGAGGAUGCAGUACUGCACACUUGCCAGGACAUCCUGGCUGAAGAAGCCGGGAUCCGUCGAGACCUUCAAGAUCAGCCUUUACUGCAUUCAGAGGUAACCUGGUUUACAGAUGGGAGCAGCUUCCUCCAGGAAGGUAAGAGGCAAGCGGGUGCAGCAGUAGUAAGUCUCUCUGAAGUAAUCUGGUCCCAGAGUCUCCCAGAGGGAACCUCGGCCCAAAAAGCUGAGCUAAUUGCCCUAACUAUGGCACUUCGCCUAGCAGAAGGAAAAAGGGCAACCAUAUACACUGACAGUCAUUAUGCUUUUGCCACGGCCCAUGUGCAUGGGGCCAUAUACCAACAGAGGGGGCUGCUAACUUCAGCUGGAAAGGAAAUUAAGUACAAAGAGCAAAUAUUAGAUUUACUAACAGCUGUCCAGUUACCUAAGGAAUUAGCCAUAGUCCAUUGCCCAGGACACCAGAAAGGAGAAGAUUCAGUGGCAAAAGGAAACCGAAAGGCAGAUGAGGAAGCACGAUCCGCUGCUCUGCGUGGAUUAAAAGCCCUAACAGUCUCAGAAAAGGUUGGACUAAAAACCCAGGGGGAGAAAGACUCUAUGGACCUUCAGGGAAUGGAGCUGGCAGCCCUGUCCUAUGUACAACACCUCCAUCGGUUAACUCACUUAGGGCCAAAGAAGAUGCAGGAGCUACUGGACUCUCAAAAUUUCUCUUUAGCUCCUGGGAGGGCUCGGGAACUCACUGAACAAGUAGCAAAAGCCUGUCAGCCUUGCCAGCUAGUAAAUGCUUACCCUACCAAAGGCAUAGAAGGAAAAAGACUUCGGGGAAACAGGCCAGGGCAGUCCUGGGAGGUUGAUUUCACUGAAGUGCAACCUGCAAAGUAUGGACUAAAGUAUCUCUUAGUGUUUGUAGAUACCUUUUCAGGAUGGGUGGAAGCAUUCCCCACUAAGCAUGAAACUGCCCUAGUGGUGGCGAAGAAAAUAUUGGAAGAGAUUCUGCCCCGUUUUGGGCUCUCACAGGUAAUCGGAUCUGACAACGGACCAGCAUUUGUGGCCCAGGAUCAGGGCUUGGCCAGGAUUUUGGGGAUCAAUUGGAAAUUACAUUGUGCAUAUCGUCCCCAAAGCUCAGGGCAGGUAGAGAAAAUGAAUAGAACUAUAAAAGAGACCUUAACUAAAUUGGCCUUAGAGACUGGCGUAAAAGAUUGGACCAUGCUCCUACCAUAUGCCCUUUACCGGGCCAGAAAUACCCCCACUCCUUCUCUUUGUAACCUCACCCCCUUUGAAAUCCUGUUUGGAACAUCUCCACCUGUAAAACAUCUAAACCCCCUUGAUCUAGACUCAUGUUCCUCUACUCCUUUGCUUAUCAGGCUAAAGGCUCUUGAAGGGGUCCAACAGUCUGUUUGGAAGCAGCUUGCAUCCGCCUACCAGCCCGGGGACAUCAAAGUGCCACAUUCCUAUAAGGUUGGGGACGCCGUGUACGUCCGGAGACAUCAGACUUGAAACCUUGAACCUCGGUGGAAGGGACCUUUCAUUGUUCUGCUGACUACCCCCACGGCAGUCAAAGUAGAUGGCAUCUCUGCUUGGGUCCAUGCUUCACAUCUCAAGCCGGCCCCCGCGCCAGGACCUGAAUGGACUUUGGAGAAAACUGAUAACCCUCUUAAGCUUCGCUUGCGCCGUCGAGAUAAGUAACUGUAAAAAUCU
Suncus etruscus (white-toothed pygmy shrew) is the source of this 5354-nucleotide messenger RNA. RefSeq lists its product as uncharacterized. Lineage: Eukaryota; Metazoa; Chordata; Mammalia; Eulipotyphla; Soricidae. The record is from RefSeq and is a predicted model, not a curated record. Gene Ontology annotation, molecular function: aspartic-type endopeptidase activity; zinc ion binding; RNA-DNA hybrid ribonuclease activity. Gene Ontology annotation, biological process: proteolysis; virion assembly; DNA integration.